Momordica charantia (bitter melon) is the source of this 2539-nucleotide messenger RNA. Its product is annotated as Tetratricopeptide repeat (TPR)-like superfamily protein. Gene Ontology annotation, molecular function: protein binding. The record is from RefSeq and is a predicted model, not a curated record. NCBI's taxonomy places the organism in Eukaryota, Viridiplantae, Streptophyta, Magnoliopsida, Cucurbitales, Cucurbitaceae.
GUCACUCUCUGUAUAUUUUUUUUCCUUUUUUUUCCUUUUGUUGCUGAACUCUCUCUGUAAACCCUGUUUCAACGAGAAAUCUUCUCCUCCAUGGCUCACAUUUCUUUAUCUAGACCUAAUUUCAGGGUUCUUUCCAGCUCUUCAAUUUCGAACCCAAGCGCCCUCAAUUUGCUCCAUUUCUUCAGCUCCACACAAGAACAGAUUCCCAAUGAAAGCCCCAGUGAUCCCUCCGCCAGUUCUGAUGCCGCAGCACCUCAGCCCGGAGGACGGGCGGCUGUCAAUGGUGCAGAGCAAGUUAAGCAGAGAACUCCGAGAGGUAAGCAUCGAAAUCCAGAAAAAUUAGAGGAUGUUAUUUGUAGAAUGAUGGCAAAUCGUGAGUGGACGACGCGUUUACAGAACUCGAUUCGGUCAUUGGUUCCCGAAUUUGAUCACUCCCUUGUUUGGAAUGUGUUACAUGCUGCUAAGAACUCAGACCACGCGCUCAAGUUCUUCCGGUGGGUAGAGCGAUCUGGCUUAUUUCGGCACGAUCGUGAUACCCAUUUGAAAAUAAUUGAGAUUCUGGGUCGAGCUUCGAAGCUUAACCAUGCCCGUUGCAUUCUUCUUGAUAUGCCAAAUAAGGGCGUCGAAUGGGACGAAGACCUAUUCGUUAUAAUGAUUGAUAGUUAUGGCAAAGCUGGGAUAGUUCAGGAGGCUGUGAAAAUAUUUCAAAAAAUGAAGGAAUUGGGUGUUGAGAGGAGUAUUAAAUCUUAUGAUGCUUUAUUUAAGGUAAUUCUGAGGAGGGGAAGGUAUAUGAUGGCGAAGAGGUACUUUAAUGCUAUGUUGAAUGAAGGAAUAGAGCCCACUCGCCAUACCUACAAUGUUAUGCUAUGGGGUUUCUUUCUAUCGUUGAGGCUUGAGACAGCCAAGAAGUUUUAUGAAGACAUGAAGAGUAGGGGUAUUUCGCCCGAUGUUGUAACGUAUAACACUAUGAUUAACGGGUUCUAUCGGUUCAAGAUGAUGGAGGAGGCGGAGCAGUUCUUUACUGAGAUGAAGGGGAAGAAUAUUGUACCAACUGUAAUAAGCUAUACUACUAUGAUAAAAGGUUACGUUUCUGUUGGUCGAGUAGAUGAUGGAUUGAGAUUGUUUGAAGAGAUGAAGGCUGUUGGUGUGAAGCCAAAUGAUAUUACUUAUUCAACUCUGCUCCCUGGUCUCUGCAAUGCAGAAAAAAUGUCUGAAGCACGGCAAAUUUUGAUAGAAAUGGUGGACAAGUAUAUUGCUCCAAAGGACAAUUCAAUUUUCAUGAGGUUGUUAUCUUGCCAGUGCAAGCAUGGAGAUUUGGAUGCUGCUAUGCAUGUGCUUAAGGCAAUGAUUCGAUUAAGCAUUCCGACAGACGCUGGGCAUUACGGUAUUUUAAUUGAGAACUGUUGCAAGGCUGAAGCGUAUGACCAGGCGGUUAAAUUGCUUGACAAGCUUGUAGAAAAAGAAAUCAUAUUGAGGCCACAAAGUACUCUGGAUAUGGAGGCUAGUGCAUAUAACCCUAUAAUUCAGUAUCUGUGCAACCAUGGACAGACCGGAAAAGCUGAAACCUUUUUCCGGCAGCUGAUGAAGAAGGGUAUUCAGGAUGAGGUGGCAUUUAAUAAUUUGAUCCGUGGCCAUUCCAAAGAAGGGAAUCCUGAAUUGGGAUAUGAAAUUUUGAAAAUCAUGGGCAGGAGGGGUGUGUCUAGGGAUGCAGAGUCUUACAAGUUGCUUAUCAAGAGCUACUUGAGCAAAGGUGAACCAGCUGAUGCUAAAACAGCUUUGGACAGCAUGAUUGAAAGUGGGCACUACCCUGAUUCGACGUUGUUUAGAUCAGUGAUGGAAAGUCUAUUUGCAGAUGGGAGGGUGCAGACUGCAAGCCGAGUGAUGAAGAGUAUGUUGGAAAAAGGAAUAACAGAAAACUUAGACUUGGUUGCCAAAAUCCUGGAAGCCCUUUUCAUGAGAGGUCAUGUCGAAGAAGCAUUAGGACGAAUCGAUUUGCUUAUGAGUUGCAAUUGCCCACCUGAUUUUGGUAGUCUUUUAUCCGUUCUUUGUGAAAAGGGGAAGACUAUUGCUGCUCUCAAGCUUUUGGAUUUUGGGUUGGAAAGAGAAUGUGACAUAGAGCUCUCAAGUUAUGAGAAAGUACUGGAUGCGCUGUUGGGGGCGGGUAAGACGCUGAAUGCCUACUCGAUUUUGUGUAAGAUAAUGGAGAAAGGAGGGGCCAAGGAUUGGAGUAGCUGUGAUGAUCUGAUCAGAAGCCUCAAUCAAGAAGGGAACACAAAGCAAGCUGAUGUUCUCUCAAGAAUGAUAAAGGGUGGAGAUAGAAAGGGGAGUAAGAAAGCUUUUGCUUAAUUAUCAUCUCCCUCUCCUGCUUAAUUUUUUUUGCUUCAAGUCUUGAAUAACACUCGGGUUGUUAUUUGAUCCAUUAUACUCAAAUUGUAGCUUUCAUCUAUUUUAGCGUUCUUUCCUUUUCCUCCAUAACUUUCUUCGUUUGUUCAACCGAUGAAUUCUGAGGGCUUUGAUUUUCAUAAAAAGUUUCCUCGAA